This is a messenger RNA of Magallana angulata, 4089 nucleotides long. Its product is annotated as RNA demethylase ALKBH5-like. Gene Ontology annotation, biological process: mRNA export from nucleus; mRNA processing. The record is from RefSeq and is a predicted model, not a curated record. The coding region runs from base 25 to 1149 and encodes 374 amino acids. Gene Ontology annotation, cellular component: nucleus. The transcript is spliced from 3 exons. NCBI's taxonomy places the organism in Eukaryota, Metazoa, Mollusca, Bivalvia, Ostreida, Ostreidae. Gene Ontology annotation, molecular function: oxidative RNA demethylase activity.
GGGAGAUUCGGAAAAUGUGCCAAGAUGGCUGAAAACUUCAAGGAUUUACGUCUGAAGCUCCAAUCUCCACACAAUUCUAGCUCGUCCAGGCAUAGCAAGGACAGAGAGUCCGAAAAAUCGAGAAGAGACUCAUCCAAUGGCAAAUACAAGUCCAAAUCACAUUACCAGGACCUUGACGCCAGCUGGAGCAAUGCAGACGAGUUAAGUAAGGUCCAUGCGGGAAUCAAGCAACGUCGCUUGUUUAAUGACGAUCAGUGUGAAAAAAUAGAGGAAAAGAUCAACGAGACGGUAAAAAUAGCAGACAAAGGGGAGUAUAAAUCACAUACAGUCGACAGGGCGCCGCUGAGAAACAAGUAUUUCUUUGGGGAAGGUUACACUUAUGGAUCCCAGUUGGAGAAGAAGGGACCAGGGAUGGAAAGGCUCUAUCCCAAAGGAGAAGUGGAUGAAAUCCCAGACUGGAUUCACGAACUAGUCAUUAAGCCUCUGUACGAUGCUAAGAUUGUACCUGAGGGGUUUGUUAACAGUGCUGUCAUUAACGAUUACAUGCCGGGAGGCUGCAUUGUGUCCCACAUAGACCCACCCCAUAUCUUUGAUCGCCCUAUUGUGUCAGUGUCUUUUUUUAGUGACAGUGCUCUCUGUUUUGGCUGUAAGUUUUCUUUUAGGCCUAUUCGAGUCUCCACACCAGUGUUAUGUUUGCCAAUAGACAGAGGAUGUGUCACAAUGAUUAGUGGAUAUGCAGCAGAUGAUAUAACACAUUGUAUUCGUCCACAAGAUGUUGUUCAGAGAAGAGCUGUUAUUAUUUUAAGAAGAGUUUUUCCUGAUGCACCAAGACUAGAACCAGUUGUAGAAAAAGAGAGUUCUCGGAAGCGAAAGCGGAGCAGUGUAGAAUCUGGUCCCGACUCCGAGGAUGAUUCCCACCACAAGAGCAGGAGAACGGUAUCCAUACACAGAAGCAAACAUCACUCUAGCAGUCACCGCCAGUCCUCAAAGGCCCGUAAAACCGAGAAGAACGGCCAUUCGCGCGUGGUCAGUAAAACCAGCGACAGUCAGGACAGCAGUGAGGAUGACGAGGCCGUCGUCACGCCCAAGAAAAGCGUCCGACAGGUGCGAGUGUCACGUAUGGCCCGGCACAGGAAACUCUGUUGGUAAUUUGACACACGAUAAAAAAGAGAUAAUGAGGCUUUUAUUUUGUUGUUUUGGUUGCCAAAGUUUAUGUUUUGUAAAAAUGCCAUAAUGCAUUUUGUUUUGAUUAAGUGAAGUAACUGUACUGUAUUUCUAAGUCAGUAAUAGUCAUAUGUAAUCAAAGAUUUACCUCUGUAAUGCUUUUAAAAAAAAAUUGAUUCACAUUAAACCAUGCAAUGCCAAGUGAGUAAUUGUAAACCAAUUGUUUAAAAGCUUGUAUUUUAUUUACACAUAAUGGUGAUCAGCAGCAGGUCAUAAGGAAAGUCUAGGGCAUUGCAUUAUAUGCCGAGUUAUGGGGGAAAGUACCUGCACACAUGUGUUUGAAUUAACAUGAGAUCUGAGUGCUCACUUUACAUAUAUUUUACAAUCCCUUGGAAAUAUGCAAUUUAAACAGUUACAUUUACAGUGUCACUUGUUAAUUUUAAGGCCAUCCUUAAAAAAAAGUUUGUUUGGAAUUGCCAUCUGGGGGUUAUUAGACCCAGGAGGGAGGGAGGGAAUUUAUUUUAUGUUUUUCAAACUUGAAGUUUUACUUAUUAAAAAUUGGUGAAAAAUAAAAAUCUUCAUGUAUAAAAAAGUUCUUUAAUUUUUGCUGAUGAAAUUUUAUCAGAGUGGGGUAUUUUAAUGAAGCGGGAGGCAAUUCCAAACAAACAAUAAUUUUAUUUUGGCCUAAUGUUAAAGCUUUGUACUGUGUUCAUACUGAAUUUUGGUAGGAAACGUUUAAUGAUAAUUAAAACAGUUAGCAUUACAGAUAUUAGUGCAUUUGCCACUGUUGAUUUGGUGAAAAUCUCUAAUAUAUACAUGUAAGAAGUAAACAAGAAUGAUAAGUUUACCAGUCAUUCAUUUUAUAGCAUUUCAUCACUGUAUCUAUACCUUCAUUUAAGCGAUUUGUAACUUGCUUGAGCCAAAUGGCUCAUGUGAGUUUUUUGAUAGAAAAUUUUAAUUGCAAAGAUAUCAUAAACUUUACAUAUUUUCUUUUAUUUUAAAACUGUUGGUCAAUUUUAUUGAGACAUGACUUACAGUACCGUUAGGUAAAGAGGAUUUAAGCUGGUUAAGUUAAUUUAAAUGAACAACACACCUUGAAAGACCUAUCACAUUCUAAUGUACAUUGAAGUUUGUUUGCUAAAAUUGUGACUCUCGGACCAAUAAUACGGCCGCAGAAAGGAUGCUAAGUUCAAUUCAGAAUAUAGGGGGGAUUUAAAAUAAAAAUGUUGAGUAACAUUGGCUUUGAACCUCAAAAAUAUCAAGGAAUAUUUAUUUGUAUGUUAAAGAUUAAGUUUUGUCGAAAUCAUGACUCCAGCAUUAAGCUACAAUUGGAUAUAUGUAAGAAAACCAAAAAGGGAAACGGAAGUCAAUCUUAGUACUGUUGUUCAUGUGAGUGACAUGUCUUCUUGAAUGGUGCACUUUUUUCAUUGUAAAUACCACUGUGACAGAUUUUUCUUAUAUUUGCUUCAUUGUUUAAAGUCAUCACCAGCAUGUUUAAAAUUUGUUUGUGUUGACAUAUUAUAAUUCACUCAAGGAUAUUACUGAGAAAUGACAAAGAAAGAUUCACUGUAGUAAUAUAGUUACACUGUAAUGUAGUCCACCAAAAAUUAACAUGUUUAGGAUUAGAUGUACCAAGUCCCAAUGAAAUGGCAGAGCAAUGUUAGUUAGAAUUUGACUGAUUAGGUUUUACUUAUUCCCAACAUAGAUCUAACACAGAGAAAGUGGAUCACUGAGGAGAAGGAAAGAAGGGCUAUAAUAAGUAUUUGUAUGUAGAUCAUAAAAAUACCAUACAUAAUUUGCUUUGUACAUUGUGAGAAUGAAAGAAUUUUUUUCUUGUUAAUGUUAUGUGUUCAUUUAAAAAGUACUCAAGGAAAAAAAAAUCCCUUAUAACUUACACUGGGCAGAAGAAAUGAUGGGAUUUUGUUGAUAUUCUUUUUGAAUUGAUUUAUUUAAAAAAUUUCACAUCUAAAUGGGCCUAAAAAAUGAUAUAUUUUGUGGUAUAAAUCCAAAAGAAGUAGAAAGUAGAACUGUGUAUUACUUAAAAAAAAUGUAGUAGUGGAUAAAAUAAGGGUGAAACUAUUGAUGCUCUACACUUUGAAUUUUUUUAUGUGAUAGAUAGAGAGCAAGUUGGAUGAUCUUAGCAUUGUAGAAAUGAUGUUUGAACUCUCUUUCUGCUGAUGUACGUAGUCUUUUAUUGUUUUUGAUGAUUUUUCACAAUUCUUUGUAGAACAUAAAUUCUGAAAUAUAUACGGUUAGUAUACUAUAGUAUUUACAAGAUUGUCCUACUAUAUAGUACUGUAUUCUGUUAGAAAAAAAAUUAAUGUCUGUAAAUUUAGUGAUGAUUUUCUAUGUGGCUUCAUUUUGCCGUAAUUUUAUCACACCUCUAAGUCAAAAUGAUCUUAGGAUUACUAGAUGAUUAUUUAGGAUAGGGAAACUCUCAUUGAUUUUAUAUUAAUUUACUUUGAAUUAGGAACAAUACCAAUCCAAUCAUGUGAUGUAAAUAUUUGAUUGAAAUGUCAUGUUUUGAAUAUAAUUGUAAUCUUCAUGAAUCCAUAGUUUUUUUGUCACCACCAUUUAAUACUGUAUGAUGCUACUCAAUCUCCUCAUAGACUGCAAUCCACUUGAGGAGGAAAUUGUUUCGAUAUUGUUAAUAAAAUAAUAAUUAUUCCUGAAUACUUCUGAUUACAAAAAAAAAAAAAAAAUUGGGAAACUUGGGUAUAAGUUUUUUGUCAGGUUGUUAAUGUUUUUUUGGAAUGGACCUUUUGGGUUUUUUUCUGUGUUUUAUUUUUUCCAGGAGUUGAUUUAUUUGAAGGAAUCACACUUUACAUCAUUAUUCAUGUUAACCUCAGAUUUGUUUGAUUUGUUUUCAUUGUUGAUGAGGCUAAAUACUUUUAUAUACACCGAAAUAAAAGAUUGUUGUCUUUA